Molecule: messenger RNA, 2169 nt
Organism: Elephantulus edwardii (Cape elephant shrew)
Lineage: Eukaryota; Metazoa; Chordata; Mammalia; Macroscelidea; Macroscelididae
Gene: IL31RA
Product: interleukin 31 receptor A
Exons: 14
Coding region: 1-2169 (722 amino acids)
Biological process (GO): cytokine-mediated signaling pathway
Cellular component (GO): external side of plasma membrane; signaling receptor complex
Molecular function (GO): cytokine receptor activity; cytokine binding
Source: RefSeq, a predicted model, not a curated record
AUGUGGUCUGUAGCACUGUGGCUAUUCCCUCUACUCUGCAGAUUCAGCUUGGCAGCUCCACCACAUAAGCCUGAGAACAUUUCUUGCAUCUACUACUACAGGCAUAAUUUCACUUGUACGUGGAGCCCAAAAAAGGAAGCCAAUGACACAUGGUACACAGUUAAGAGAAAUUAUCACCAAAAUAAAAGCGAUAUUUGUACAAGUAAAAAUCGUGCUUCGUGUUCCUUUUUCCAUCCAAGAGUUACAUACCCAGAUGUUUACAUCAUUGAGGUGGAAGCUCAAAAUAAAGAUGGCAUCAGUAAGUCUGAUACAACAGUGUGGACCUUAGAUAACAUAGUGAAAAUUGAACCACUCAAAAUUUAUGAUGUGAACCCAAUUUUGGGUGUUAAGCAAAUGGUUCAGAUAAAAUGGAGAAGACCUGUAUUAGCACCUGUGUCAGCCACAUUAAACUACACACUUCGAUUCAGGACCGUAAAUAGCACCAAAUGGCUGGAAGUCAACUUCACCAGUAAGGAUAACGAUUUCGACCAAACAUUCGACCUCACUGGGCUGCAACCUUUUACAGAGUAUGUCCUAGCUCUGCGAUGCGCAGCCAAUACUUCAAAUUUCUGGAGUGACUGGAGCCAAGAAAAAACGGGAACAACCGAGGAACAAGCUCCAAAUCGCCUGGAUCUAUGGGGAAUCCUGGGACCAGCUAAGGCAAAUGGAACAAGACCAGUGCACUUGCUAUGGAAGGAGGCAAAAGGAGCCCCAGUUUGGGGAAAACCAGUUGGCUACAACAUAUGGUACUUUCCAGAAAACAACACGAAUCUCACAGAGACAAGGAAUACAACUCAUCAGCAACUUACACUUCAUCUGGGGAACAAGGUGUACUGGGUGUCAGUGAUUUCUUAUAAUUCUAUGGGGAAGUCUCCAAAGUCUACCUUGAGGAUUCCUGCUAGUCAUGAAACGUCAUUCCAGUGCAUUGAGGCCAUGCAAGCCUGGCUCACUCAAGACCAGCUGGUGGUGGAGUGGCAAAGCUCUGCUCCAAAAGUGAACACAUGGAUUGUUGAGUGGGUUCCAGAUCUGGACUCAGAACCCACUACCUUUUCCUGGGAACUUGUGUCACAUGAUAGGAUCUGGACAGCCAAACAAGAUAAAUUAAAGCCUUUCUUGUGCUAUAACAUCUCUGUGUAUCCAAUGCUUGACAAGCAAGUGGGUGAACCUUAUUCCAUCCAGGCUUAUAUCAAAGAAGGAGUCCCUUUAAAAGGUCCCAUGACCAAGGCAGAAAACAUUGAUGUGAAGACAGUCACAAUAACAUGGGAAGAGACUCCCAAGAGUGAGAGACGUGGCUUCAUCAACAACUACACCAUAUUUUAUCGAGCUAAGAACGGCGAUGAAGUUUCCAAGACAGUCAAUGCUAGCAUACUGCAGUAUGACCUGGAGGCCCUAACACGGAAUACCCCUUACACCGUUUAUGUCAUGGCCAACACCAACGCUGGAGGAGCCAAGGGCAAUGAGAUCAACUUCAAGACGCUAUCCAUUAGUAUUAUUGAGGUUUUCCUCAUAUCUUGCCUGGUUGGAGGAGGCCUUCUCAUUUUCAUCAUCCUAAUGGUGAUAUACGGUCUGAAAAAACCCAACAAAUUGAAACACCAUUGUUGGCCUGUUAUCCCCAACCCUGCUGAAAGCAGUAUAGCUAUGUGGCGUGGUGAUGGUUCCAAGAAUAAGCUAGCCUUGAAGGAGGCCCAGCUUGAUAGUGUCACGAACACAGAUGUAGACAAGAUUCUAAAACUGCAGUAUGAACUCAGUGAUGAGUUGAUGGUGAACUCAGAGCGCCUUCUGGUGGAUGUUUGCAUAGAAGAAUCUCUGAAGCAUCAGAAGAACAUUGAAGGGGAAAAGAAUGAGUAUGUGACCUCGCCCUACAUGUUGUCUUCUUCUCCGAGAAAGAGCUUGCUGGAGGUGCCGACGUCAGCUGAGAUCCCACCCAGAAAAGCUGAGAGUCUGAGUGAGGGAACUCCACCAGCGACCUGCUCUGACACCAAAGAGCAACUUCUCGCCUCUGGCCAAAGUCUGACCCCAGCUCAUCUCUGUGAGGAGACAGCACCCAAUCCGUAUUUGAAAAAUUCAGUGACAACGAGAGAAUUUCUUACUUCUGGGAAACUUGCAGACCAAACUGAGAGAGAAGACUAG